AUGGCCGCCGACAAGACCGACGACAAGACCACCACCGCGGCCGGCGAGCAGCAGCAACCGCCUAAGGAGACCAAGGCCGCCGCCCUGGGCGAGGACGACGAGUUUGAGGAUUUCCCAGUCGACGACUGGCCGGAAGACCAGACGGAAGCCGCGCAGGGCUCGGGUCAGACCAAGCACCUAUGGGAGGAGAGCUGGGACGACGAUGACACGACGGAUGAUUUCUCGACACAGCUCAAGGAGGAACUGAAAAAGGUCGAGUCGUCGAAACGGAGAUAA
Molecule: messenger RNA, 276 nt
Organism: Beauveria bassiana ARSEF 2860
Lineage: Eukaryota; Fungi; Ascomycota; Sordariomycetes; Hypocreales; Cordycipitaceae
Exons: 3
Coding region: 1-276 (91 amino acids)
Biological process (GO): mRNA export from nucleus; proteasome assembly; double-strand break repair via homologous recombination
Cellular component (GO): proteasome regulatory particle, lid subcomplex; proteasome complex
Source: RefSeq, a predicted model, not a curated record